Messenger RNA from Prorocentrum cordatum, 1975 nucleotides. Lineage: Eukaryota; Dinophyceae; Prorocentrales; Prorocentraceae. The record is from the annotation of a GenBank genome assembly.
GACUGCCUCGGGCCGUGUGCCUCGGCACGUCCUCCGCGGCGGGACUCAGGCGUCCGCCGCGGACGUCGAGCGGGCCGAGGACGCCGCCUGUCGCGCGGGACUGCGGAAUCCGGGAAACGUGUGGCGCGCGUGGCCUGGCCUUUGGUCCACGAUGGCCCCGGUCGCGGACUUGAUUGCUGCGCGCCGCGGGCAGGAGCCCCGGCUCCAGGGACUCGCGGGCGCGUGCGGGGUCGCGCCAGCGCGCCCGCCGCCCCCCGAGGAGUGCCUGCUCCCGCUGCGCCGCGCGCUCGCUGGGCUCCUGGGCAUCAGCGCCGCGGCGGCGGAGCAGCGUCACGGCGCCUCGACGUGGCGCUCGGAGCUCGUCCGCGCCGUGCAGCGGCAGUCCGAGGACCCUGGCGAAGCUGUGGCAGAUUGGCUGCUGGAGGGCGCACCGAUGGGAAUCAGACGGGAGGUCCCGCCCGGCGGGCUUUUCCCCGCGGCCGUCUCCGAGGCGUCGCUGGACCCGGCGGAGCUCCUCGAGCGCGCGGUGGACCUCGGUAACCACCCAUCGUUCUACGAGCAGCACGGGCAGGUUCGGCCACCGGGCGUGGAGCAGGUGCAAAGCCUGGUCGACCAGGGCUUCGGGAUCCUUUUCGAGGACUGCGCGGCGGCAGAGUCAUACUUUUCCGCCCCCGUGUUCCCCGCGCUCCUCGGCAAUAUCUCCCGCGAGAAGCCCGACGGCGCGACCAAGCGCCGCGUCCAGCCCACCAUCGUCGACCACGCCCUGGACGUUGCGCUGCUCUCCGCCCGGGCGCAGGGGGGCGACGUGGCCUGGGCGCUCGUGCUUGACUUCGCGGACGCCUUCAUGUCGGUCCCACUGCACCUGGACGAGCAGCCGUUCAAUUGCGCCCACGUCGGCCGCAGGCUCCGGAGGAGCAGGCCAGCGAUCUACCUACAGGAAGCUCUCGAGGGGGGAUUCGUAGUCUGGCGGGUGCUGGGUUUCGGUGGCAAGCCCAAUCCCGUCGUUUUCGGGCGCGUGGCGUCCUUCGCCGCCCGCGCCGCGCAGGCCCUGCUCCGGCCGUUCGCGCGGUCCGAGGCGGGCAACGCUGCCGCGGCCCCCUGCCGCCUGCAGCUCUACGUGGACGAUCCAGUUUUCACUGUGACAGGCGAACUGGCGGCGGCGCAGCUGGCGAUCGACCUCGUGCUCACGUGCGCGCCGGGCGAGGUGCACGUCUUCCUGCCCCCAGGGUUCCUGGCGGACCUCUUCGAGCUCCUCGAGCCCUUCGCCGCUGGCACCGGCCACGCAUCGCUGGCGGCGGCCCGCCGCGUCGUCGGGAAGUGCGCGCGGGUGGCGUGCGUGGUGCCCGACGCGGCGCCAUUUGCGGCCGCCCUGUGGGGCGCCCUCGGCGGGGCCGCAGCGGCGGGCCGCGAGGCGCCGCCAGGCCGUGUCGGCUGCCGCAGGUUCGGCGGUGCCGCGAUGUGGAUGCGGGCGCUCGUUGACCCCGCGGGCCUCGGCCUGCUCCCCCUCCGGCGCUUCGAUGCGUCGCCGUGGGGCGGCGGCGCGGCGCUCUACCGGCGCGGCACCCCGGUGGAGUACUUUGCCGUCGAGUGGACGCCCGACAUCUGCGACCUCUUUGACAUCGGCACGGGCGACCCCAGGCACCAGUCGUUCUGGGAGUACCUCACGGUGCUGCUGGUGCUAUGCGUGUGGGGCGACUCGCUCCGCGCCGAGGUCCUCGCCAUCGCGGGCGACAGCGUCGCGGCCUUGGGGGGGGCCCUCAACCUCCGCGGGAAGGGCUUGCUCAACCGCGUCACCCGCGAGAUCGCCUGGCGGCGGGCUCGGCGUCGGUGGGAGCACGUCGUCUCGCACCUGCCGGCGGAGCACAACGUGUCCGCCGACGCGCUCUCCCGGCUGUCCGCGCCAGACCGCGCCGAGCUCCCAGCGGAGCUCGUCGAGGCGGAGCGGGUCGGCACGCCCGGCGUCCCCGAGCUCUUC